Molecule: messenger RNA, 865 nt
Organism: Bufo gargarizans (Asiatic toad)
Lineage: Eukaryota; Metazoa; Chordata; Amphibia; Anura; Bufonidae
Product: nicotinamide N-methyltransferase-like
Exons: 3
Coding region: 37-819 (260 amino acids)
Cellular component (GO): cytosol
Molecular function (GO): N-methyltransferase activity
Source: RefSeq, a predicted model, not a curated record
UGGAGAGGGUCACCAUCUGCGACACAAGAGUUGACAAUGGAUUCCAGUACCUACAAGCUCUAUCACAAAGACUGCUUUGAUUCCAGAGAACAUCUGGAUGCUUACUUCUCAGAUAAAGAUGACAUGGUCUUUGGGGAGGAUUCCUUGUUAUUUCCCACAGAACAUCUUAGAAAAACUUUUGCAUUGGGUCAUAUUAAAGGAGAGAUCUUGAUUGACCUCAGCAUUGGUUCUAUACCUCAUCAUCUGUAUUCAGCCUGUGAGUUUUUCAAAGACAUCAUAGUGCUCAAGGCCAGUGACCGAUGCAUCAUGGAGCUGAAAAGAUGGGUGAACGCACAUACAGGAGCAUUUGAUUGGAGCCAUGCAGCAAAACUUCAUGUAGACACAGAAGGAAACAGUGAUGAAUUACAGGAGAAGAAUGAAAAAUUGAAAUCAGCAAUUCAUCAAAUAGUAAAAUGUGACCUUGAGAAGCCAAAUAUCACAGGUCUGAUAGUCUUACCACCAGCAGAUUGUGUCAUCAGCGCUUGGCUCCUGGAUGCUGUCUGCAAAGAGCAAGAAGAUUACAUCAGAUGUCUCUCGAAGUUCUCAGGUUUACUAAAACCUGGAGGAUACCUCAUAUUAAUUGGGAUUUUAGAUGCAACAUUUUUCAAACUUAAGGAAGACAUGUUCCAUAUAUUCAACUAUAAUGAGAGGUUUGCCAGGGAGGCUGUAGAGGGGGCAGGCUUUGUUAUUGAUUGUUGUCAGGUUAAGGAAAGAACAGCUGUUAGUGACCUUACUGACUAUAAGGGCAUAAUAUUCAUUGUAGCUCACAAGGGGCUGUAGAGCUGAGUAGAAACUUACGAUUUAAAGGGAACCUGUCACCGGGAUU